AUGUUAAAUAAUUUAUUUGAGUCAUUAUGUGUUACAAGUGCUUUCGAAAUUAGGUCCAAUCUGUAUUUAUGUUCACCUCCAUUUAUUUAUAUCAAUGAUUAAAAAUACGAAUUCAAUGCUAAAACCAUUUACUUAUUAUAGGAUAACGUAAUAGUCAUUUUUACCAUUGAUAAUUGCAUCAAAUUUGUUAAUUAAGACUUAGAAUUACUAUCUUCUUAUACACUUCCAUAAAUACCAUUAGCUAUCUACCCUUACAAAGAUUUCAUUGUACUUGAUUAUCAAUAUGAAUAUCAAAUUUGUAAAAUAGAUGAGAUUGAUAAUUUAAUCAAGAAAAAUAAAAUUGUCAGUUUUGCACCAAAUCCAACCAAUCAAUUAACUUAUGUGAUUAAAUAAAAAUUAAUGGAAUGUAAUGUUGUUUACUCUCAUAAAUUUAUGGAUAUUGAAAUGGGAGUUGAAUAAAUUUAUUCCAUUUCCAAAACAUAACCUCUCUUUCUCUAUCAAAGUAUAGUUUUUCCAUAAUUAACAAUUAUUGAUUUAAAUAAAUGCGAAGAAUUAUACCACAUUGAAUUUGGAUCAUAGAUUGAAUAGAUAUUUUUAUAUCAAAAUAGUUUUUUAUUGUAAAGCGAAAAUAAAUUGUAUUAGAUUUAAAAUCAAGAAGUUAUUGAAUUUAACUUAAAUUUUCAAUUUAGAGUUAGUUGUGUAGUAGAAUUCAAUAAUUAAACAUUUUUCGGUUCCAUUAAUGAUAAUUCAAUUCUUGUUAAAGACAAUUAGAUUAUUAAAGAGUUUUAUAAUUUGGGUCAAAUAGUUGAUAUUCAUCCUUGCAAUUAAAUUUGUUUCAUUGCUAGUUAUAAUAAGAAAUAUCCUGUUAGUUUAUUUAGAAAAGGAAUCAAUGAAAAUGUUUUAGAAAGAUAUAAAUUAACUAAUGAAAUGAGACCAAGAAAGAUUUUUUUCAUAAAUUCCUCAUUGAUUAUGUUAACCUUCUCUACAUCAUCUGAAAUUUAUACUAUUCCUUAAUUUAUUAUUGCUGAUAUUAAAGUAAUUAAAAAUUAGAAAACAUUAUUAAUUCAUCAACUUUCCAGUAUGGUUUUAGUAUAAAUUACUGUAAAUAAAAUAAUUUAUUUGUAAUCAUUUGAAAAUGUUAUUUAUUAAGAAGAAUUUAUUGAAAAAAUAAAAGAUUGUAGGAUAGAUUUAGCUAAUAAUGCUUUAUAUCUUUACUUUUCCAAUAAUGAAUUAAGAUUAUACACAAUUAAUAAUUCCAAUAUUAGUUUUUAAUCUUCAUAAAUCAUUAAUCAUUUAAGUGCAUUCUAAAUUAUUAAUAAGAAACUCCAUUAUAGUGUUUGGUUUUAAUUUGAAUUAAAUAAUUUUAAUGAUAAAUAAAAUUAUGUAAUCAAUAACAUUAGUAGUACUAUUGUGUCUAUUGAAUAAACUUAGAAUUUCAUUUUAUUAGGUCUUGUUGAUGGUAAUUUGGUUUCUUUGGUUUCUGAUACAUAUAGAUUUCACAAAAUAUUUUAAAUUAGUAAUACUCAUCCUAUAAAAUUGAUGAAAUUUAAUAAUAGAGUAAUAAUCUUUUCGCAUCAUAUUUACAUGAUUGAUAAUCAACUCUAAUAGAUUAUAGUCAAUUGGGAUCACUUGUAUGAUAUAAGCUUUUAAAAUGAUAAACUUAUAGGUAUAGUUUAAAAUGAGAUUUAAAUUGUUACUUUGAGUUAAGGAUCAAGUUCAUAAUGUAGAGAAUUAAAAUUUAUUAAAAAUUUAGAAAUUAAGAGUUUGAGAUUUUUUAAAGAUCAUUUAAUUGUUUUAACAACUUAAAAUUUAUUAUUAAGUUAUUUUGAUGAUUAAUUAAAAACCUAAUCUCAAUAAAAGUUUUAAAUAGAAAAAAUGGAAUAAUAUAAUAAUAUUUAUUUAGUAGGAUUCACAGAAUCUUAAUAAGGAAAAAUAAAUAUAUUAAAUGAAUAAUUAUAAUUGGUUUAUAAUUAUACUUUUUCUGAACCAAUAUAUGAUUUAAAAUUAUCUUAAAAAAUUAUAUACUUUGCAACAGAAACUGCUAUUCAUACAAAUGAUGGAUAAUUUGUACAUAAUUUCAAUAUUCCAAUAAAAGGAUUUGAUAUAAAAGAUAAAUAUUUUUUAAUAUAUGAGAAUUUUAAAGUAUAAGUUUAAUAUAUUACAUUAAGGGAGCCCAUCUAUUUUAUUAUGAUGAAAAAAUGAUAGCUUUAGGAAGUUUGAAUUAUCCAUGUUAAUAUGCUUCAUUUUAUUAUGAAGACAUUAUUUGUUUCUCAGAGAAUGAUGUAAAAAUAGCAAAAUUGAAUUUGCUUACCUUUACAAUAAGUGAAUAAAUGGAAAUAGCAGUAUCUAAUCCUAUUGAAGUUACAUGUGUAAAGGAUAAAUAUUAUGGGACUCUAUAUGGUGUAUUAGGAUAUUAUGAAUGA
Molecule: messenger RNA, 2423 nt
Organism: Paramecium sonneborni
Lineage: Eukaryota; Ciliophora; Oligohymenophorea; Peniculida; Parameciidae
Source: the annotation of a GenBank genome assembly